AUGACGCCUUUUUUGCAGCACACUUUAUUACGACGCCUAAAGGAGGUCAGGUUCUCGUUAUUGGAGAGAAUCGUUUCCAUAAGGAAUACGGGAAGGAGGAUAGAAGCUACUGGAGAUGUAGUAAGAGACUUAAGUAUGGAUCUAAAUCACUCAUAUCUUCCAGUUGGCCUCAUCGGAACCGGCAUAGAAUGCUUCGCGUCGUACUGCCUCAGUAAGCAAGGAAAGAUGGGUAUUAAUGUUGGAGGCUACAGAUUUCGAUUCAACGGAUGCGCUAGAAAUGGGAAGGUGAGAUGGCGCUGUUCGAGAGGACCCUGGUGCAAAGCUGCUUUGCACACAUACAGAGGAAGGAUCGUGUACAUCCAGAGUACGCAUAACUGUGGUCCAAAACCAAGCACUGCGUAA
Messenger RNA from Pieris macdunnoughi, 402 nucleotides. Lineage: Eukaryota; Metazoa; Arthropoda; Insecta; Lepidoptera; Pieridae. The record is from the annotation of a GenBank genome assembly.